This is a messenger RNA of Trichogramma pretiosum, 1585 nucleotides long. Its product is annotated as PI-PLC X domain-containing protein 3-like. Gene Ontology annotation, biological process: lipid metabolic process. The record is from RefSeq and is a predicted model, not a curated record. Bases 445 to 1542 code for a protein of 365 amino acids. Gene Ontology annotation, molecular function: phosphoric diester hydrolase activity. Lineage: Eukaryota; Metazoa; Arthropoda; Insecta; Hymenoptera; Trichogrammatidae. The transcript has 4 exons.
AAAUAGAUGAAUUUUUUAAAGAUAUACAAGGAGCGAUGCAAAUAACAAAUAUAAAUGGAAAUAGUAAGAAGAUAUGAAGCAUCAUUUUCCAAUCAAUCAACGGCUGAGGAAUAUCUACGUAAAUGAAGAAAGUCAAUGUGUUUACCUAGAAUUUAUCUGAAAGUCUAGUUUUGCAAGAGGAAUAAAGAGGGAAGGAGGUUCACAUUUGCGACAACUCUCAGGACAUGAACAUGAGAGUCGCAAGCUGAUAUAAACUGUGUGUUCGAGCUCACAAGCAAUUUUUUUUUUUUUUUUUGAUAACUCGUCUCGACAUCCGCGAAAGUUUUAAUUUUUGUCGUCGAUGAAAUUAUAUACUGGUAUUUGAUCAUCUAAAAUGGCUUCCUUGAUCCACGAUUCAAUUAAGCAGAAUCAUAGGAACAUCAGGAUUUGAUACAGAUUAAAAUUAUGAUGAGCCCACAGGCAAACACAAACAAUAUAAUAAUAACAAUGCCAGCAUCAAGUCACAACUGCAGUAACAAGGAAGGAACUUGUGCAAGUAGAGAUCACAUGGAAUGCAAUGGCAACGCGCCCGUUUCGAAAAAUCCCAUCGACUUAAGCGAAAAUUUGGAGUUCUGGAUGACUCGACUACCGCUCAAGCUCCAGACACUACCAAUCAUUCAAUUAGCCAUUCCCGGUUCUCAUAACAGCAUGACGUACACAAUCGAGCCGGGUAAUGAUAUCGGGCCGGAUGAAACGCCGUCUAUUCAAAUGCUCGGCCGCUGCCUAUCCAUACUAAUGCGACCGAUAGUUUUCAAUUGGUCUGUUAAUCAAGAAAUCAGCGUCAGAGAACAGCUUGAUGGUGGCAUACGAUAUUUGGAUUUAAGAGUUGCGGUCAAAACGAGCGAAGAUAAGAUAUAUUUUCUCCACGGAUUGUACGGCGCUGAGAUAAGCCAACCACUCCAAGAUGUUGCCGAUUGGUUGUCAACGCAUCCAAAUGAAAUCAUAAUUCUUGACUUUCAACAUUUUUACAAAUUCAACUACCAGCAUCACGCAAGCUUAAUUGAAUUUAUAAAACAAGUAUUUGGCAGAAAAUUGUGCCCCGUUUUUAACAAAUUAGAUCAUUUGAGUCUGCAAUGGUUAAAUAAAGAAGCAUAUCAAGUAUUUGUAAUUUAUCGUAAUAUUGCUGCUCGCAAUUAUAAUUAUUUAUGGCCAAGUGGUGCUUGGUCAACACCGUGGCCAAACACUGUCAACACGUCUACACUUGUCAAUUUUUUAAACGAAAGUUUACAAGCUCGAGAUCCAAGAAUCGGUUACGUAUCCCAAUGUCUCCUAACACCCAACGCUGCAUACGUAAUUAAACACAUAUGUGGAAAUUUACAUCGCGACUUGUGCCCAAAAUGUCGAAAAGUUACUUUGUCGUGGAUAAAAAAACACGCACCUGGUAAUGGAGGCAUGAACAUUGUUAUAACAGAUUUUGUAUCUCUGGACAACUUUAUAUUCUCGAAAACUGUUAUACAACGAAAUAUGCAACUUUUGUAUCCUGCCAUUUCUUGUAAUAAUUAAUAUUUAUUAUUAAUAAAAUUUAUAUUAAGUAACAGUUCGAAAA